AUCGCAGGACUGGAAAGGGACACGAAAAGGGGAUGAUACCCUGGGCUGGGUAUUUGAGUAGUAUAAUCGUGAAGCGGUCUUUUAACUACAGCAGACAUCUCGGUUCACAUAUGCCGGUGGUGCUGGAGCGAUGAACAGGCAGUUCGCCUAUCCCAAGGGCUACAGUGCCUAUCCUCGUGGAGGAGGCGGGACCUUCUCUAUAUCACCUCAUAGAUUUCAACCACGUUCACAACCAGCUUUAUUGCGCAGACGACAGCUCCUGAUCAAAUUAUGCGCCGUUGCCGGACUUUCACUCCUCGUCUUAUUCUUCCUCGUCCCGUCAUGGCGCGCCGUCAUCCUUCCGACAGUGUCGCUCGGCUUGUUCUCUACGACGCAUGACGAUCUUUCGCUAGAAACCGUUCGCUACUAUGACCUUUCUGAUGUACAAGGCACCGCAAUGGGAUGGCACCGGGAAGAACGGGUUCUCAUGUGCACUCCGCUACGUGAUGCGCAAGCUCAUCUACCGAUGUUCUUCUCGCAUUUGCGCAAUCUGACAUACCCGCAUCAUCUGAUCGACUUGGCCUUCCUCGUGUCCGAUUCAAAAGAUAACACCCUUUCUUUACUCUCGUCACUACUCACCGAGCUUCAGAAUGAUGAGGACCCUAAGAUGCCGUUUGGAGAGAUCUCGGUUAUUGAGAAGGAUUUUGGACAGCAAGUUAAUCAAGAUGUUGAGAGUCGGCACGGGUUCGCGGCGCAGGCUAGUAGACGGAAGCUGAUGGCUCAAGCACGGAACUGGCUUCUUAGUGCUACACUGCGACCAACUCAUAGCUGGGUAUAUUGGCGAGAUGCGGAUGUGGAGACAGCUCCGUUUACUAUAUUGGAGGAUCUGAUGCGGCACAACAAAGACGUCAUCGUUCCGAAUGUCUGGCGACCUCUUCCCGACUGGCUCGGUGGAGAACAACCAUAUGAUUUAAACUCAUGGCAAGAAUCCGAGACAGCUCUUGCCUUGGCGGAUAGUCUCGACGAAGACGCUGUGAUUGUGGAAGGCUACGCCGAGUAUGCGACCUGGAGACCGCAUUUGGCGUACCUUAGGGAUCCGUAUGGGGACCCGGAUAUGGAACUCGAAAUCGACGGAGUGGGCGGUGUCAGUAUUCUGGCCAAGGCCAAGGUGUUCCGGUCAGGCGUUCAUUUCCCGGCCUUUAGCUUUGAGAAACAUGCAGAAACGGAAGCAUUUGGCAAGAUGGCUAAGCGCAUGAAAUACUCCGUCGUCGGCCUUCCGCAUUAUACAAUCUGGCAUCUCUACGAGCCUAGCGUCGACGACCUCCGCCACAUGGAAGAAAUGGAACAAGAGAGAAAACAACGCGAAGCCAAAGAAAGAGAAGAAAAGGCCGAAGCGGAACGACAGCAAAAACUAAAAGACCGAUUCAAAGACUCCAAAGAUGAAUGGGAAAAGGACGGAGCUGAGGUCAAGAAGAAUAUAGACAAAACAGAAGAAACACAAGAGAAGAAGUCAGGAAAGGGAGCAGCAGUAGCAGCCAGAAGAGAAGAAGAUAUAGGAGCUGGGAAACCCGCUGUGCCUGCAAAGGGCGAGAACGAAGCUGCUGCUGCUCCUCCCCAGAAGGAGACGAAACCCGCCUCACAAAAGGAGAAGACUCGACAAAAUUCUUCGAGCGGCAAAAACGAAAAACUACAAUGAUAGAUAUGGAUUUGUACGGAGCGUAUCUGGAUAGGCAUUCUAGGCGAAAAUAAUUUUUUUGUUUGGUUU
Molecule: messenger RNA, 1744 nt
Organism: Talaromyces stipitatus ATCC 10500
Lineage: Eukaryota; Fungi; Ascomycota; Eurotiomycetes; Eurotiales; Trichocomaceae
Product: mannan polymerase II complex ANP1 subunit Anp1, putative
Exons: 4
Coding region: 131-1675 (514 amino acids)
Biological process (GO): protein N-linked glycosylation; cell wall mannoprotein biosynthetic process
Cellular component (GO): mannan polymerase complex
Molecular function (GO): alpha-1,6-mannosyltransferase activity
Source: RefSeq, a predicted model, not a curated record